This is a messenger RNA of Triticum turgidum subsp. durum (durum wheat), 732 nucleotides long. Lineage: Eukaryota; Viridiplantae; Streptophyta; Magnoliopsida; Poales; Poaceae. The record is from the annotation of a GenBank genome assembly.
AUGGAGAGGGAGUCGAGGAAGAACUACCAGACGCGAGGCUCCGCGCGCGGCGGCGGCGGCGGGGGCGCUGGCGGUGGCACGGCGGCGGAGCGCGACCUGCUGCUGCAGUGGGGAAACCGGAAGCGCCUGCGCUGCGUCAAGGUGCAGCGCCGCGACGUCGAGGCCGCGGCCACGGCGGCCGCCGAGAAGGCCGCGGUAGGACAGCGCCGCGCCGCCGCCGCCGCCGCUGCCGCUGCCGCAGCCACGGCGGCCGCGCAGCACCACCCGCCCGGCCACGCCCACCACCGCGCCCUCAGGAAUCCUGAGGAGUCUGGAGCAAUGAGGCCGCCAUCACAGCAGCAGCAGAACAACACGAUCCGCACGGUUACAUCCCCAGUCAGGGAGCGCUCUGCAAAGGGAAACAACGACAACAACACGGUGCCUCCGACCUCUCUCGAUGACAAGAAGGGCUCGUCGUCUGGGAGUGAAGGGACAAUCUGGCCCAAUUUUGCGGUCUCCCUAACGAACAAAGAGAAGGAAGAAGACUUCUUGGUGUUCAAGGGGUCCAAGCUGCCUCAGAGGCCCAAGAAGAGAGUGAAAGCCAUCCAGAGGACUGUCAAUUUUGUAUGCCCUGGAACGUGGCUAUGCGACCUGACUCUGGAAAGAUACGAGGUACGAGAGAAGAAGGUCUCCAAGAAGCGCCCCAGGGGACUGAAAGCGAUGCACGACAUGGACAGCGAGUCGGAAGAGUGA